AUGGAGGAGGCGACGGGAUCGGACAAUGAGGAGCAGCUGGCGGCCACGCCGGCCCUGAGCCGGCUGUACGGCCAGCAAGGAGGCAGGGAGGAGCAAGCGCGUCCCCGUGACGAUCCCUACGCCGAGGCCUCCCUCGUUUUGGGGGUGCGGCCAGCCCUUCCUACGUUUUCCAAGGAUCGGAGGGGAACCAGGAGGUUGGUAAUGAAAAGGAAGGUGCUGAGGCGCAGACCCGACGGAGGAGUAGAGGUCUCCGACGAGUCGGUGACCAGCGAGCCGGAGAGCGACACCGAGGUUUGGAGCCUGAGGCAGAAAAUGCUUCAGCUAAGGACUGGUCCGGAAGACAGCAUCUCCGAGGGGGAAAUGGAGACGAGCGGCAGCUCCCUCGAUGAAUCCCCUUACCGGUGGCCCCGCGGGGACAGUCCCCCCUUUCUCCUCGGGGAUUUCGGGAGCCGGAGCUCUCCCGCUUCUCAGUACCCCGCUGCGGCGGAACAACCCAAGUCCUUCAUUCCUCCACGGUUUGAACCGCUGGGCCGUAACGGGGGGAAAACCGACCGAGUGGCCAAAUAUUUUGAAUAUAAACGCGAAUGGGAGAAAUUCCGAAUCCCGGGGGAGGAUCAGCGGCAAGAACUGCGCUGGGGCAUCCGGGAGCAGAUGCUCUGCAAGCCCGAGCUCCCCAGCAAGCCGCGGCACCUCUACGUCCCCAACGCUUACGCCGUGCCGACCGAAAAAAAGAGAGCGGCUCUGCGCUGGGAGGUGCGCUGGGACCUGGCCAACGGCCUUCUCCCCAGAAAAAACACCUCCGCCUAGUUUCCUAAAGCCCCGCUCCACACCAAUGAUCUUUGAACAUUUUUCCUCCUCAAAAUCCUCGAUAAUUUGGAAAAUCCAGCCCAAAAUCUUUCCCAUUUAAGACGAGAAGGUACGGGGGGGAGCAGGCAGCCCAAAACCACGCGGCCUUGCGAGACUUUUCGAAUAUCAGGGGAAAUAAUAGAAUGAGCCUGGCGAUUUAUUUUCUUUUUUUGGCGUGUAAUCGCCCCUGGAUUGUUGCGUGAGCUAUUAAGGAUGUUUUAUUUACGGCG
Molecule: messenger RNA, 1076 nt
Organism: Gavia stellata (red-throated loon)
Lineage: Eukaryota; Metazoa; Chordata; Aves; Gaviiformes; Gaviidae
Gene: HYLS1
Product: HYLS1 centriolar and ciliogenesis associated
Exons: 1
Coding region: 1-807 (268 amino acids)
Biological process (GO): cilium assembly
Cellular component (GO): non-motile cilium; centriole
Source: RefSeq, a predicted model, not a curated record